Messenger RNA from Ostreococcus tauri, 399 nucleotides. RefSeq names its product unnamed product. The record is from RefSeq and is a predicted model, not a curated record. NCBI's taxonomy places the organism in Eukaryota, Viridiplantae, Chlorophyta, Mamiellophyceae, Mamiellales, Bathycoccaceae. The transcript has a single exon. The coding region runs from base 1 to 399 and encodes 132 amino acids.
AUGCUCGCGAGCGCGCGACCGAGCGCGACGACGCGCGCGCGAGGCGCGACGCGCGGGACGGGGCGACGAACGACGCGCGAGGCGCGGCGGGCGAUCGUCCCGCGCGCGUCCAACGCGGAGGAAAACGCGAAAGAUGCCCAGCGAUGGAUCGACGCGUGGACCACGCGCGGGACCGCCGACGGCGCGACCGACGGCGCGUCGAACGCGCGUGCGCUCAGAGAGGGCGAGCUGAGCAUUAAGCAGGGGUUGCUCGGGACGUUCAUCAAGGAUGGGGAGGAAGAGGUGACGGCGGAGAAGUACCGGGAGUUCCAGGCGGAGAUCGCGAGAAAGAAGGCGGAGGCCAAGGCGCGACAGGAAGAGGCGAGGAAGAAUAAGAAGGGCCCGUUCGGUUUGUGGUAA